Molecule: messenger RNA, 7030 nt
Organism: Limanda limanda (common dab)
Lineage: Eukaryota; Metazoa; Chordata; Actinopteri; Pleuronectiformes; Pleuronectidae
Product: collectin-12-like
Exons: 23
Coding region: 1-3918 (1305 amino acids)
Biological process (GO): protein transport to vacuole involved in ubiquitin-dependent protein catabolic process via the multivesicular body sorting pathway
Cellular component (GO): ESCRT-0 complex
Molecular function (GO): phosphatidylinositol binding; ubiquitin binding
Source: RefSeq, a predicted model, not a curated record
AUGGAUUCAGGGGCCUACGACUUUGCUGAUGAAGAGGAGGUGCAUUCCUUUGGCUAUAAGAGGUUUGGAAUUCAGGAGGGGACAGAGUGCACCAAGUGUAAGAAUGACUGGGCUCUGAGGGCGGCCAUUGCCCUUCUCUACGUGCUCUGUGCACUGCUCACCAUCGCUGUGGCUGUCCUCGGAUACAAAGUGGUCCAGAGAAUGGACAAUGUGACCGAAGGCAUGCAGAAUUAUGGAGGCAAGAUCAAUGCUGUGGAGACAGACUUGAAGAAAAUUGAUGAUCAGUCAGGAGAGAAGUCCGUUAAUGCCACAAGUGAAAUCAAGACUUUCAAGUCAGACCUGGAGUUCUUACAGAACAAACUGAAUGACAUUGCGCUGAGGGCAACCAGAAACCGAGACGUCCUGGACGAGCUCCGGAUCACAGGCGAUGACGUGCAGAACGGCCACGGGUCCCUGCAGAGCUUUCUGGAAGGAAACGCGGCCUCACUGCGUGGCCUCAACCAGACCCUUAUCUCCUACAGUGGUGUGAUUGACAACCUCCAAACGGACACAGCACGGCUCCAGUCAGAGAUACAGGGCCAGGCUAAAGAGCAGAGCCAGGCCCAGGUUACUGUCAGUGCCCUCAACAUCACCCAGGCCCAGCAACGCAGUCUGCUCGGCACACUGCAGAAGACGGUGGAAGACGCUGGACAGGCGGUGCAGAAACUGAAGAAUGAUUAUCAGGGUCUGCAGCAGACGUCCCGACAGAACCGGGCCGACACAGAGUGGCUGAGGGAAAAGAUGCAAAAUCUCCAGGUUUUGGCAGCGAACAACUCAGCCCUGGCCCGGUCCAACGAGGAAGCUCUUGAUGACUUGGACACGCAGCUCAGCACUCUGGCCAGUCAGAUCCAGAACACCUCCGCCCUCACCGAGGGACACGACCAGAAGAUGCGUGAGCUGAUGGACCACCAGAGAGACCACGACAACAUCACCUCAUCCAAGUUUGAUGAGAUAGAAGUACGAUUAGACAGACAUGAGAAUGACAUGGACCGUGUGACCGGAAACAUGAGCUUUGCCUCCCAGGUCCUCGGUGCCAUUAGCGUCGACCUGACCGGCCUGAGGUCCUGUGCCGAGACGGUGAUACAACAUUCAGACCUGUUACUGGUGCUGAAUGGUAGCGUGACGGAGGCUCAGGCAGAGGGCAAAGAGCUGCGUGGCCAGCAGGAUAUGCUGACAGCCAAGCUGGACAGUGAGGUCAACAACCUGGCUAUGGUGAUGGAGGAGAUGAAACUCGUGGACAGCAAGCACUCUCAGCUCAUCACCAACUUCACCAUCCUGCAGGGUCCACCGGGUCCAAGGGGCACCAAGGGAGACAAGGGUCCACAGGGGCCAGUGGGCCAGACAGGACAAAAGGGUGAUAAAGGAGACAAAGGGGUGCUAGGACAGGUGGGAACCAAAGGAGAGAAAGGUGCUGCUGGACCUCCAGGUACGACAGGUCCUCAGGGUGCAAAUGGUGGUCGGGGUCUUCCGGGGUCCAAAGGAUCGAGAGGGCCUGGAGGUCGAUCUGGAAUCCCUGGUGAUAAAGGUGUCCCAGGGAAUCCAGGGUAUCCCGGUAUUGAUGGAAAGCCGGGGAUGCCAGGAUCACAAGGCCCACAGGGGCCCCGAGGUGUAGUGGGACCGGCAGGAUUGGAUGGGCCUCGUGGGCCAGUGGGACCUAUUGGCCCAGCCGGCCCUCCAGGGCUUCCAGGGUUACCUGCAGCUGCACCUCCUCUAAUAUUAAAGCCAACUCAGUCCACUCAGGUCCCUGGAUCUCCCAAAGCACCUGAACCUCCCAAAGCAUCUGAACCAUCCAAACCAACCGAGGAACCACAAGGGUCUGUGUCCCGGCAGGUCCAGCCCCCAGUGGUCACCACUCCAACGCCUGGUUGUCCACCAGGGUUCAGAAAGUUUGGAGAAAGCUGCUAUUACCUCUCCUCUGAGCCCCAGAGACUCAAAUUUGAUGAGGCCAACCAAUUCUGCACCAACAUGUCAUCGUAUAUGCUCAUUAUCAAUGACAAUGAAGAGCAGGAAUUUGUGAAAGAUGCAAUAAACGGAAAAGGUUAUUUCUGGCUGGGCCUGACGGACAGAGACGAGGAAAAUAUCUGGAAGUGGGCGGAUGGGACCAUACCUGUUUUCAAUAAGUGGAAGCCCGGCCAGCCUGAUAACUGGACCAACGGUCAUAAAGGCGGCGAGGACUGUGCUGGUCUAAUCCGUAAUGCCUUCUGGAAUGAUUUCUACUGCACCGAGCGCAUCGGGUUCAUCUGUGAACGUGCCUCUGACUAUAAACCAGAGAGGGGACAUAACGAGAGACGGCGGAAAUCUGUUCUUGCCGACACACCAGCGAUGCCUCUCUUCGCGACCAACCCAUUCGACCAAGAUGUGGAGAAAGCUACCAGUGAGAUGAACACAGCUGAGGACUGGGGCCUCAUUCUGGACAUAUGUGAUAAGAUAGGACAGUCACGCACUGGACCUAAAGAAUGUCUCCGCUCUAUAAUGAGAAGAGUGAACCACAAGGAUCCUCAUGUUGCCAUGCAGGCGCUGACUCUUCUUGGUGCUUGUGUCUCAAACUGUGGGAAGAUCUUCCACUUGGAGGUGUGCUCCAGAGAGUUUGCCAGUGAAGUCAGUAACGUCUUAAACAAGGGCCACCCCAAAGUGUGUGAGAAGCUGAAAGCCCUCAUGGUGGAGUGGGCGGAGGACUUCCGCAAUGAUCCACAGCUGAGUCUAAUCUCAGCAAUGAUCAAGAAUCUACGUGAGCAGGGUGUUACCUUUCCUGCAGUGGGGUCCCAGGCUGCAGAGCAAGCAAAAGCAAGUCCUGCUUUAGUGGCAAAGGAUCCGUCCACCUCAUCGAACAAGAAAGAAGAGGAAGACUUGGCCAAAGCUAUCGAGCUGUCGCUGAAGGAGCAACGUCCGCAGACGUCCUUGUCGGGCCUUUACCCCAGCACCUCCAGCCUGCUCUCCUCCCACAAGUCAGACGGCAGGAAAGUCCGCGCCAUCUAUGACUUUGAGGCUGCUGAGGACAACGAGCUCACCUUCAAGUCUGGAGAAAUCAUCACUAUCCUGGACGACAGUGACCCCAACUGGUGGAAAGGGGAAACGUAUCAGGGAAUUGGACUGUUCCCCUCUAACUUUGUGACUGCUGACCUCACUGCAGAGCCUGAGAUGAUGAAGACAGAGAAGAAGACAGUACAGUUCAGUGAGGAAAUCCAGGUGGAGACCAUAGAGCCGGAACAAGAGCCUGCAUACAUAGACGAGGACAAAAUGGACCAGCUACUGCAGAUGAUCCAGAGCGCAGAUCCCACAGACAACCAGUCCGACAGCGCCGAGUUAUUACAGCUUGAAGGUGCCUGCAAUCAAAUGGGACCUCUUAUUGACCAGAAGUUGGAGGAUAUAGACAGGAAGCACUCGGAGCUGUCAGACCUGAAUGUGAAGGUGAUGGAAUCUCUGUCGUUGUAUGCCAAGCUGAUGAAUGAGGAUCCUGUUUACGCCAUGUAUGCCAAGCUGCAGAGCCAACAGUACUACAUGCAGCAGCCCGCUAAUGCAGCACAACAGGUUUACCCUGGUCAGCCUGCAUCAGGUUCAUAUGCCAUGAGCGGUCCUGCAGUGCAGGGUUACAGUGUUCCCAUGGAGCAGCUUCCUCCUGGAAGCUCCCUACCUGGUCAGCAAGCUCCCAGUGAUGUUCAUAUGUACAUGGGCCAGCCUCCAGUCUACAGCGCUGCUCCAGGCAGCAUGGCCCCACCAGACAUUCACUACCACAACCCAGCUGCCGGCCACGGCCCCCCUCCAGGCACGGUCCCCACAGGCAUGACGCACACGCAAAACUACAGCCACCCCUCCGGCCCAAGCAUAGCACCUUCCACAGACGCCGCACAGGCCCCCUACUCGGAGAAAGCCUUGCUAUAGGGCCCCCUCUGGUCACUGUUAUCCUUACACGCAAACACAUACAUGCACCAGGCCUGAUCGAAUAGUGGUCAGAGAUUAUUUCUUUUACUAUAUUUUAUGAUUUGUUUUUAUCGUGAAACACCAGAAGGAUGGAAAAUACCAACAAGAGUAAGCUAACCUUGACAUUUGCCAGUCUGUGUUAUUUUAUCUGGCAGAUAAAAAGUCUGCUUUGAUUUUAAGAAUUCGCCCCAAGUCACACUUGGUCUGAAAAUGGAGACUCGCUCUUCUCCUUCGUGUCUUCACCUGAUUUACAUGAACAUGGAGGAGACGCGCAGGAGCUUUCAGUUGCACUUAUUUAAUUUCUGGAUUUCCCUCAAACCUCGUGUUCUCAAAUCUAGAUCUAAUGGCAAAAUAUGCAUUGUCCAUUUUAACGUACAAGACCUGGCAUUAACCAUUUCCUUGUGACAGGCCUAUUCAAUAUGAUUAUUGGUCCGUAUUUUUCAAAUUUCUUUUGAAGUUUCCUGGUAAGAAUCACUUAACUUUGUCCUAAUUAAUCUUUGCUAGUUCAGUUGAAUCUAUUGUCAGUUUUUGAUCAAUCCGGGUGGAAAACAAAACAUUAACCAGUUUAUUCCUCAAACCGUACACAGGUUUUAGGAUUGAAUAGACUAGGCCUCACAUGUUUGCAUGUUCAGCUAGUUUACUGUGUGAUUAAAAAUAUUUGAGUCAUUGAAUAAUUUUAACAAGUGAACCAGUUUCUGUAGUGUUUUAUCUUUGAAACCAAAUUCCAGAAAACUUUCGAGGAAAUAAUUAAGAAAUUGCAGACCUGUUGAAUGAAGCCUAACCAAAAUGUUUCGCGAUAACAAGUGUAACUGUAACUACUUCAAUCCAACAUCACAAUCCAUAUGCAAGUACCAAUAUAAGUGAAUGCACAAAGGCAUUCCUUCAUGCACACUGGACCUGCGCAACCUAUACACACACUACAGAAAAGUGUACAGCAGUUACACACAGCGAUACACUUACAGCACUUGGCUCACACAUCAUCAGUCGUACUUGAUGAUUUACCAUCACACACCACAGCCUUCUCACUAAUCUACUGUGGUGCUGAUCGCAUCACUAAAAAAGGGGAGUUGACUUCCAUUACCUUGCUUUUUAUUUAAAUAUCAUGAAAGUGACGUUUGGCAAUGCUAAAAAAAAUCAACGUCCGGCUACUACAUUCUGUAUAUUUUGUUAAUUUUUAGAAGUACUGAAAACUGAAGCCACUUUGUUUUUUGGAGGGAAAAGAAAUGAGAGGAAUUCAAGCAUGCACAUGACUCUUGUAUAUACUGUACUGAACCAGUAGUGAAGCCACAUGAUGACCUCAUGGGUGGGAUGUCUGUUAACACAGCUCAAGGUGGGUUUAAAGGGAAACUCUGCGGUCGUAUGUGACAGAUGAAUGAAAAGGUGUAAAAGCCAAAGAGGGAAAAACCGUGGAAAACAAAACCCACAUGCUAGAUAAAUACAAGAUCGUUUUCUUGUUUUCUUUCAGUGACUCCUCACAUUAUCCUGCAGAGUUUUUCUUUAUUUCUAAAACGAGCAGUUCUGCAUCCUUGUUGCUGGAUGUAGGAGUCACUGUGUCUCCGUUCAGGAGCUGUUCUAACGGACUCGUACCACAGACUACGCUACUAAGGGGGGGGGACUCUCUGAACCUCUCCAGUGUAUUUGAAGCAUCUCUUUAGUCAGUGUUGAAAAAUUAAUACUAUGGAGUUUUUUCUUUUCUUUUUUGUAGUGCAUUUUAAGUAUGUUUUGAUUAUUGUUAAGCUAUUUUAAAUGGAGAACCAGUACAGGAUGUAUGUAUUCAGAGGUGGAGUAAGUGAUAUUCUGCCAAACUUCGUUGUAUAUUUAAAUGGCUCACACGAGAACAUGGACACUUCUCUCUGUGUUUGAUACAUGCUUGUCGUACUGUAGGGUCGAAUGGUAAUGUGAAAACUGAUCAAAACACUCCCCUCCACAUGCAUCUCAGACCCUAACCCUGUCAUAUCUUAGAACUUUUCAACCCCAAAACAGACCCUAUCUGAAGCUGAGCAGAAACUAGAGGAGAGCGCAAACCUCCGCUACGGCCAAACUGUCCCUGUAAAAUCAAUCAAGCUGCACCGACACACUCAUCGGUAUCACUUCCUUUUAAAUAUGCUUGAUUUUUUUUUUUUUCUCAAGAUCCAUGCAUUGAUUUAACUUGUGUCAAAGAAAAGACAAAUCUUGCAAUGGACCCUUGUUCAGAUCCAUGUCAAAACCAAUUGGCAGGUACAUGAAUAUAAUUUUUGGGGGAGGUGAUGUGGUUUCAGAUCCUGGACAAGUACGUUCAAGAUUUGUAAAGUUCUCUUAACCAAAUCCUCCAUAAGCUAUUGGUGACCGUGGCACGCUGAGGAAAGAUCAAAAGUACAAAGUCUACUUCUCAUAAAUUUAUAUACGACUCAUUUAUGUGAAUUUUAAGUGUCAAGUCAUUGGAAAAGAGUUGAUUUUUACAAAAGGAGUGGAAUGCAAAAGGCUGAGACUGGGAAAUUAUUUAUGUUGUAUAAUAUCGAAUGAUGCUAAAUGAAGCUGUUUUAAAUCUGUUUAACCAGAUGAAAUCAUGUGUUGAGCCGACUCUUGAGAUCCUAUCUUUCAAAUGUGCUGCUUCUCGUCGUCCCUGUGCCGCCUUAAGAAGCUAAAACAACCCGCAGCUCGAGUGCUUGGAACCUGGGACUUUGCAAACAAGAGGCCAUUUUAUUAUGCAGACCUUGUUUUUUUAUUUUAGCAUUAACUUAUUUGAUUCAAAGAUAAAGAAUCCCUUCCUGUGCUGCCUUCAAUGCUCUGGUGAACUAGUGUUAAAUCUGUUGGAUCUAAGAGGCUUCGACAAUAUCGAAGUAGCUGCUGUUCUGGAACCACGGUAGCAGAAGCCAGUUUGUCCCUCACGUCAUCCCAAUGUAACAUGUUGCACCGCAGGGUCUGCACCCCCCCGAUUAAUGUACAGGAUUGAGAUGCUGCCUGUUUCUAAGUUUGAAACCGACAUUAUUGUAACGGUUCUGUCUAAACUUGUAUCCUGCUGUUUGUAUGUAUUCUUUUAACCAUACUUAUUAAAUUGGUAUUCACAAUAAAACCAGGCCAAAUGUACAGGAAA